UCGGCGUUGUCCGCGUUUUCACAUCGCAUCGCGUAAAAAAACGGGGAAAUUCGCACUCGCAACCGCCUGUAGAGACCGAAUGUUAUAGAAUGCACGGUCAGGGAGCCAGCAACAAACGGUGAUUGUUUACCCAAACUUUGUUUUUGCCCAAUCCCCGUCCUUUCGUGCGUUUCCAUUUGUCCGAUCGCACGAGGUGAAAAGUGUGACGACGCAGCAGAAAAACAGAAAGUAGCCCCCAUUUAUCUAGGAAUUGCCGUCGUCUUUCGCCAAAGGUUCUGUGUUGUGGCCUAGGGGCCACCACCAACCAGGAUGAGUACCACCACGGACUCGAAGGCGCCGCUGCGCCAGGUGAAGCGCGUACAGUUUGGCAUUUUGUCACCUGAUGAAAUUCGCCGUAUGUCCGUCACAGAGGGUGGCGUCCAGUUCGCAGAAACUAUGGAAGGUGGCCGUCCAAAACUUGGUGGUCUUAUGGAUCCGCGACAAGGUGUCAUUGACAGGACGUCCCGUUGCCAGACGUGCGCCGGCAACAUGACCGAAUGUCCCGGCCAUUUUGGUCAUAUCGACUUGGCCAAACCCGUGUUCCACAUCGGUUUCAUUACUAAGACAAUCAAGAUCUUGCGCUGUGUGUGCUUCUAUUGUUCCAAAAUGCUGGUCUCACCCCACAAUCCGAAGAUCAAGGAGAUCGUGAUGAAAUCCAAGGGACAGCCACGAAAGCGUCUGGCCUACGUCUAUGAUCUGUGCAAAGGCAAGACUAUUUGCGAGGGCGGCGAGGACAUGGAUCUGACCAAGGACAACCAACAGCCGGAUCCAAACAAGAAACCCGGCCACGGUGGUUGCGGUCACUACCAGCCAUCGAUUCGGCGGACAGGUCUCGAUCUCACUGCCGAAUGGAAGCAUCCCAACGAGGACUCACAGGAGAAGAAGAUCGUGGUAUCGGCAGAGCGCGUUUGGGAGAUUCUCAAGCACAUCACCGACGAGGAGUGUUUUAUUCUUGGCAUGGACCCCAAGUAUGCACGUCCCGAUUGGAUGAUUGUCACUGUCCUACCCGUACCACCUCUGGCCGUACGUCCGGCAGUUGUUAUGUUUGGUGCAGCCAAGAACCAAGAUGAUUUGACACAUAAGCUGUCCGAUAUUAUCAAGGCAAACAAUGAGCUGCGAAAGAACGAAUCCAGUGGAGCGGCAGCGCACGUUAUCCAGGAGAACAUCAAGAUGCUGCAGUUUCACGUAGCCACCUUGGUGGACAAUGAUAUGCCAGGAAUGCCCAGGGCCAUGCAGAAAUCGGGCAAACCACUCAAAGCCAUCAAAGCCCGUCUCAAGGGUAAGGAGGGUAGGAUUCGUGGAAACUUGAUGGGUAAACGUGUGGAUUUCUCCGCUCGUACUGUCAUCACCCCCGAUCCAAAUCUGCGUAUCGAUCAGGUCGGUGUACCGCGUUCUAUUGCCCAAAAUCUGACCUUUCCCGAACUGGUUACACCUUUCAACAUUGAUCGCAUGCAGGAGCUUGUGCGGAGAGGUAACUCACAGUAUCCGGGAGCCAAGUACAUUGUGCGUGAUAAUGGCGAGCGUAUAGAUCUUCGUUUCCAUCCGAAAUCCUCUGACCUGCAUCUGCAAUGCGGCUACAAGGUGGAGCGGCAUUUGCGCGACGACGAUUUGGUGAUCUUCAACCGACAGCCAACGCUGCAUAAAAUGAGUAUGAUGGGGCACAGGGUGAAAGUCCUGCCCUGGUCGACGUUCCGUAUGAACCUCUCGUGUACAUCGCCCUACAAUGCCGAUUUUGACGGCGAUGAAAUGAAUCUGCACGUUCCACAGUCUAUGGAAACGCGUGCAGAGGUGGAGAACAUCCACAUCACACCCAGACAGAUCAUUACGCCCCAGGCAAACAAACCUGUCAUGGGUAUUGUGCAGGACACUCUGACUGCGGUGCGAAAGAUGACCAAGCGCGAUGUGUUCAUCACUCGCGAACAGGUUAUGAAUCUGUUGAUGUUCCUGCCGACGUGGGACGGUAAAAUGCCACAGCCUUGUAUCCUAAAACCGCGUCCCCUAUGGACUGGCAAACAGAUAUUCUCCCUGAUCAUCCCCGGCAACGUGAACAUGAUACGUACGCAUUCCACACAUCCAGACGAAGAGGAUGAUGGGCCGUACAAGUGGAUUUCGCCCGGUGACACCAAGGUAAUGGUGGAACACGGCGAACUCAUCAUGGGUAUUCUCUGCAAAAAGACGCUGGGUACUUCGGCAGGUUCGCUCCUGCAUAUUUGUUUCUUGGAACUUGGUCACGAUAUCGCUGGUCGGUUCUACGGUAACAUUCAGACCGUGAUCAAUAAUUGGCUGCUACUUGAGGGCCAUAGUAUCGGUAUUGGUGACACCAUUGCCGAUCCGCAGACUUAUAACGAGAUUCAGCAGGCCAUCAAGAAAGCCAAAGAUGACGUGAUAAACGUCAUUCAAAAGGCCCACAACAUGGAGCUGGAGCCCACACCGGGUAAUACACUGCGUCAAACUUUCGAAAAUAAGGUGAAUCGUAUUCUAAACGAUGCUCGUGACAAGACUGGUGGCUCGGCCAAGAAGUCGCUUACUGAAUACAACAAUCUAAAGGCUAUGGUGGUGUCUGGUUCUAAGGGUUCCAACAUUAAUAUCUCACAGGUUAUUGCUUGUGUGGGCCAGCAGAACGUUGAGGGUAAACGAAUCCCGUAUGGUUUCCGCAAGCGCACUCUUCCCCAUUUCAUCAAAGACGAUUACGGUCCUGAGUCCCGUGGUUUCGUGGAGAACUCGUAUCUGGCCGGCCUGACACCCUCGGAGUUUUAUUUCCACGCUAUGGGUGGUCGUGAGGGUCUUAUUGAUACUGCUGUAAAGACUGCUGAAACCGGUUACAUUCAGCGACGUCUUAUAAAGGCUAUGGAGUCGGUGAUGGUCAACUACGAUGGAACUGUGCGUAACUCGGUGGGACAGCUGAUUCAGUUGCGUUACGGCGAGGAUGGUCUUUGCGGUGAGCUAGUAGAAUUCCAGAACAUGCCUACAGUGAAACUGUCCAACAAGGCGUUUGAGAAGCGAUUCAAGUUCGACUGGAGCAACGAGCGAUACAUGAGAAAGGUGUUUACGGACGAUGUGAUCAAGGAGAUGACCGACAGUAGCGAAGCCAUCCAGGAAUUGGAGGCUGAGUGGGAUCGCUUAGUUUCCGACCGAGACAGCUUGCGACAAAUCUUUCCCAACGGCGACUCCAAGGUCGUACUGCCGUGCAAUCUGCAGCGUAUGAUCUGGAACGUCCAGAAGAUCUUUCACAUCAACAAGCGCUUGCCCACGGACCUUUCGCCUAUGCGUGUGAUCAAGGGAGUCAAGGGAUUACUCGAACGUUGUGUUAUUGUCACAGGCAACGAUCGGAUAUCAAAGCAGGCCAACGAGAACGCCACCCUGCUGUUCCAGUGCCUGAUUCGCUCAACGCUGUGUACGAAAUAUGUUUCAGAAGAGUUCCGUCUGUCCACAGAGGCCUUUGAGUGGUUGAUAGGAGAAAUCGAGACGCGUUUCCAGCAGGCCCAAGCCAAUCCCGGUGAGAUGGUGGGUGCCUUAGCCGCCCAGAGUUUGGGUGAACCCGCUACUCAGAUGACACUGAACACUUUCCAUUUUGCUGGUGUGUCCUCAAAGAACGUGACACUGGGAGUGCCACGUCUCAAGGAGAUCAUUAAUAUAUCGAAGAAGCCCAAGGCUCCCUCGCUAACCGUUUUCCUUACUGGCGGUGCUGCCCGCGAUGCGGAGAAGGCCAAGAAUGUGCUGUGCCGGCUGGAGCAUACUACGCUGCGCAAGGUCACGGCCAAUACGGCUAUUUACUACGAUCCGGAUCCACAAAGAACAGUGAUAUCCGAAGAUCAAGAGUUCGUUAAUGUCUACUAUGAAAUGCCUGAUUUUGAUCCCACUCGCAUUUCGCCCUGGCUGCUUCGUAUUGAGUUAGAUCGCAAGCGUAUGACGGACAAGAAGCUGACCAUGGAACAGAUUGCUGAGAAGAUCAACGUCGGCUUCGGUGAGGAUCUUAAUUGUAUCUUCAACGACGACAAUGCUGACAAGCUGGUGUUGCGCAUAAGGAUCAUGAACAACGAGGAGAACAAGUUCCAGGACGAGGACGAGGCCGUCGAUAAGAUGGAGGACGAUAUGUUCCUGCGCUGUAUUGAGGCCAACAUGCUGUCUGACAUGACAUUGCAGGGCAUUGAAGCCAUUGGCAAAGUGUAUAUGCAUUUGCCACAGACCGACAGUAAGAAGCGUAUCGUGAUCACGGAGACCGGAGAAUUUAAGGCCAUUGGCGAGUGGUUGCUCGAGACAGAUGGUACUUCGAUGAUGAAGGUGCUGUCGGAACGCGAUGUGGAUCCAAUCCGAACAUCCUCAAACGAUAUCUGCGAGAUCUUCCAAGUGCUGGGCAUUGAGGCGGUGCGAAAGUCUGUCGAAAAGGAGAUGAACGCUGUGCUCCAGUUCUACGGCUUGUACGUGAACUAUCGUCAUUUGGCUUUGUUGUGCGAUGUGAUGACCGCCAAGGGCCAUUUGAUGGCCAUCACUCGUCACGGCAUUAACAGACAAGACACUGGUGCCCUUAUGCGUUGUUCCUUCGAGGAGACGGUGGACGUGCUGAUGGAUGCCGCAGCCCACGCUGAAACUGAUCCCAUGAGAGGCGUAUCUGAGAACAUUAUCAUGGGUCAACUGCCGAAGAUGGGCACUGGCUGCUUCGAUCUACUUCUCGAUGCGGAGAAGUGUCGAUUCGGUAUUGAGAUUCCUAAUACGUUGGGCAGCAGCAUGCUGGGCGGAGCUGCAAUGUUCAUUGGCGGCGGAUCCACGCCUAGCAUGACGCCACCGAUGACGCCAUGGGUGAACUGCAACACGCCGCGUUAUUUCUCUCCACCAGGCCAUGUGAGCGCCAUGACUCCCGGUGGACCAAGUUUCUCGCCCUCAGCUGCUUCGGAUGCAUCCGGAAUGUCUCCCAGCUGGUCGCCAGCUCAUCCAGGCUCAUCGCCCAGUUCACCGGGUCCAUCAAUGUCGCCUUACUCUCCAGCCUCGCCGAGCGUUUCUCCCUCUUAUUCCCCAACGAGUCCGAACUACACAGCGUCAUCGCCUAGUGGAGCUUCGCCCAAUUACUCUCCCUCGAGUCCAAACUAUUCGCCGACAUCGCCGCUAUAUGCGACAGCAAGUUCACGUUAUGCCUCGACAACGCCAAACUUCAAUCCGCAAUCGACAGGUUACUCGCCAUCUUCAUCCGGAUACUCCCCAACAUCUCCAGUGUAUUCGCCUACACCGCAAUUCCAGUCGAGUCCGUCGUUUGCGGGCAGUGGUAGCACCAUGUAUUCACCAGGCAAUGCGUACUCCCCCAGCUCGUCCAAUUAUUCACCCAAUUCACCAUCCUACUCGCCGACAUCACCAUCCUAUUCGCCGUCGAGUCCUUCGUACUCACCAACGUCGCCUUGCUAUUCGCCAACAUCGCCUUCGUACUCGCCAACGAGUCCGAACUAUACGCCCGUAACUCCUUCAUACUCGCCGACCAGUCCGAAUUACUCAGCCUCGCCGCAUUAUUCUCCAGCAUCGCCUGCUUACUCGCAGACGGGGGUGAAGUAUUCACCGACAUCGCCCACGUAUUCGCCACCGUCACCAUCGUACGAUGGCUCGCCUGGAUCUCCACAAUAUACACCAGGAUCACCUCAGUACUCCCCAGCCUCGCCUAAGUACUCACCGACUUCACCGCUGUACUCGCCCAGUUCGCCGCAGCACUCGCCUUCGAACCAGUACAGUCCCACUGGAUCGACCUACUCUGCGACGAGUCCACGGUAUUCACCAAACAUGUCCAUCUAUUCGCCGAGCAGCACGAAGUACUCGCCCACUUCGCCAACGUACACGCCCACGGCCCGCAACUAUUCUCCCACGUCGCCGAUGUACUCGCCGACGGCGCCAUCACAUUAUAGUCCGACGAGUCCGGCUUACUCGCCCAGCAGUCCAACGUUCGAGGAAAGCGACGACUGAGGAAAGGAGGACGGGGGUAGUUCCCCCAGCACUUCCCGAUCCCCGGGGCGGUCAAGUCGUAGUUAAAGAGCCGACUAUAAUUAUUGACCUGCCUUGGGGAAAAGGUGAAUUUAACAAUAUGAAGUCUGCAACUAGCUGACAGGUCCGGCAAUUGAAAAAAGUCAUUACUGUUUGCAUUGCCAAUUUUUGUUUAACUUGUGCAGAUUUUGUUAUGAAUAUUUGAUUCAGUUUCUGGUAAGCUGAAGAUUUUUGAAACACAUUUCAAACCUAUAGUUUAAUAGAAAAUUGAAUUUGAAUUCAUUUCUAUUGGCACAAAUUAAAUAAACAUUGCAAUGAUCGAACUGUCAAUGAUGAUUUCAUUCAAAACCUAUUUGAAUGCUAUUUCUUUUAUCAAUUGGAUCUUUUUUGUCACUCUUAUGCCACUUUCAUUUUUUUUUACAUCUCUAAUUUUUAUCUGGCCUAAAUUUAGUAGCAAGACCUUAGUAAAUAAGUAUGGAGGAGAAAGAAAUGAAAUGCGAUAACUAAAGUGCGGGAUUUUACCAGUAAACACCAAACAAUA
Drosophila eugracilis is the source of this 6538-nucleotide messenger RNA. RefSeq names its product DNA-directed RNA polymerase II subunit RPB1 (gene RpII215). The transcript is spliced from 4 exons. Gene Ontology annotation, molecular function: DNA binding. Gene Ontology annotation, biological process: transcription by RNA polymerase II. The coding region runs from base 310 to 5979 and encodes 1889 amino acids. Gene Ontology annotation, cellular component: RNA polymerase II, core complex. Lineage: Eukaryota; Metazoa; Arthropoda; Insecta; Diptera; Drosophilidae. The record is from RefSeq and is a predicted model, not a curated record.